Molecule: messenger RNA, 1656 nt
Organism: Lachancea nothofagi CBS 11611
Lineage: Eukaryota; Fungi; Ascomycota; Saccharomycetes; Saccharomycetales; Saccharomycetaceae
Source: the annotation of a GenBank genome assembly
AUGAAUUUUGGAAGCCAAACACCCACCAUCGUGGUACUAAAAGAAGGAACGGACGCUUCUCAGGGUCGUGGCCAGAUUAUCUCCAAUAUCAACGCCUGCUUGGCUAUUCAGGAUUCUCUGAGGCCUACGCUAGGCCCAUUGGGUUCAGACAUUUUGAUCGUGUCAUCUAACGGAAGGACGACAAUUUCUAACGAUGGAGCUACAAUUUUAAAGCUUUUGGACGUGGUGCAUCCGGCUGCCAAAACUUUAGUGGACAUUUCAAGAGCACAAGACGCAGAGGUUGGUGACGGUACAACCAGUGUGACCAUUUUAGCUGGUGAAUUCAUGAAGGAGGCUAAACCGUUCCUAGAAGAAGGUAUUUCGUCGCACGUCAUCGUCAAAGGUUAUAGAAAGGCCGCCAGCUUGGCAGUCAACAAGAUCAACGAAUUGGCUUUGUCAGUUUCCAAUGACAAUGGUAACAACCGAGAGCUGCUAGAGCGCUGUGCCAGAACCGCAAUGUCCUCGAAGCUAAUCAGCAGCAACUCCGACUUUUUCGUGAAAAUGUGCGUGGAUGCUGUUCUUUCUUUAAACCAAGACGAAUUGGACGACAAACUCAUUGGAAUCAAAAAAAUUCCUGGUGGCGCCAUGGAGGAUUCGCUUUUCGUAAAUGGUGUCGCAUUUCAAAAGACCUUUUCUUACGCUGGUUUUGAACAACAACCCAAGAGAUUCGAGAAUCCUAAAGUACUGAGUCUCAACGUAGAACUGGAAUUGAAGGCUGAGAAGGACAAUGCCGAAGUACGGGUCGAACAUGUCGAGGAUUACAAUGCUGUCGUGGAUGCAGAAUGGCAAAUCAUAUUAGACAAAUUGCAACAAAUCGAAGAUUCCGGUGCCAACAUUGUCUUAUCUAAGCUACCAAUUGGUGAUCUAGCAACUCAAUACUUCGCCGACAGAAACAUUUUUUGUGCUGGUAGGGUUGCUGCCGAGGACCUGAACCGUGUGAUUUUGGCUGUGGGUGGUGCCAUUCAAUCUACAACUUCCGACAUAAAACCAGAACAUUUGGGUACUUGCGAUUUCUUCGAAGAAGUACAAGUGGGAUCUGAACGUUACAACAUUUUUAAAGGGUGUCCACAAGCGAAAACGUGCACCUUGCUGUUACGAGGAGGUGCCGAACAAGUCAUUGCAGAGGUCGAGAGAUCCUUACACGAUGCUAUAAUGGUGGUGAAACGUGCUAUCAAGAGCAAACUCGUUGUUGCAGGUGGUGGUGCUAUUGAGAUGGAAAUUUCUAAAUACUUGAGAGAUGAAUCGAAGAAGAUUCCAGGUAAGCAACAACUAAUAAUCAGCGCCUUUGCCAAGGCCCUUGAGAUUAUUCCUAGACAACUAUGUGAAAAUGCUGGUCUCGAUGCCACUGACAUCUUGAAUAGACUGAGAAUGGCCCAUAGUAGAGGUGAAAAAUGGUUCGGUGUCGAUUUUGAGGCCGAAAGUGUUGGUGACAAUUUUGCCAAGUUCGUAUGGGAACCAGCAAUGGUGAAGAUAAAUGCCUUGAGCAGUGCAACUGAGGCCACGAAUCUCAUUUUGUCGGUUGACGAAACCAUCAAAAAUAAAGAAAGCCAGCCUGCCAAUGCCGGUAUGAUGCCACCACAAGGCGGUGCCAGAGGCAGAGGAAUGCCAAUGCGUUAA